AUGUCUUACUCUCCAGAACAAAUCGCCCGCCUCAAAGAGCUAAUUCAUGAUCAUCUUGAGAAGAACAAGGUUUUCGAUACAGUCAAAAACAUGCUGGAAGAAGAAGCAAUCUCAGAAGCUUUAUCGAACGACAAAAUCCUUGAAGUGUUAGGAAAUCAAGGAGUCCUAGGCGAUGUCUUAACUCAUGUACAGCAGCUUCCCGAAUCUGAAGAUCUCCCAGGCAUCGAUCGGUCUAAAAAGUACCUUCUCUUUAAACUCCAAUAUGGAAAAGCAUUUAUUGAUUUCUUGUCCGCAGACAGUUCGAGAAGCAAUCUGCAAAUCCAUAUUUCCUUUUUACAGCAGCGAUUUUCAUCUAAAAGUAUCCCAUGCUCAGCAGAGCCUAUUUUUGACGAUAGUUUCUUACUCAAUCUGUCACCUCCUGACUAUGGAAACGUCGAUUUUGGAACAUUGCUUAAGCUGAGAGCUCCAAUUCAUAUUGUAGUGAUCAAAGAAACUAAUGGAAGAAAAGAAAUUGUUGCAAGCAAAAAUAUCGAGUGGAGGCUGAUGCUGAGCACUCCUAUGCUCUCGUUUCCUAUUGAAUUGACUGGACUUGGCACAAGAGCAAAAAUGCCAAUUGGCGUUAUUUAUGCACAAAUGGACUUAAUGCCAAGAAUCAAAAGAGGGGAUUUGCUAACAGAUAGAGUAGUGAAUGAGCAGCUUAAUUUAGAAGCUAAAUAUGAAAGAGAAAUCGCGCAUAGCUAUUUUGAGUACUCAAAUGAGUGGUGGAGAGAUUAUAAGCAAAUCAGAUAUAUACAUAAGCGGCUGUUGACGAGCGACCCGUUCUCCUUGUGGAAGGUGUGCUUAUGCAUACCGGACAUUUUUCUUGGUGUAAAGAGCUGCCCAAGGGUUGUGUUAGCCUCGAAGCGAGAGGCUAAGCACUUUUCCACUGAUUAGUGGUCUGUCUUUAGUGACAGUUUUUUGCAUUUUUUUUUCCAGCAGUACCCAGACCCAGGUUGGGAGUCCGAAAAGGUAGGGAGAAUUACCUGCCUGUCUCAAAUCACUUAAAGCGAUUGAGCUUUUAAUUUGAUGAGCCAGAAAAAAAAGAGAAGGCAGGCUAGUUAACCGUAGAAACGCAAGUUCUCAGAAGAUGGGCCUAUAAAGACACAUCUCUAAUCUAAUCUAUAAACAAAUCAGGCCGACACAUGAAAAAAGGCGAGUGCAAAUUUACGCAGAAGUUGAAGAUGGCAGCUAUAAGCCAGUCUCAUCAUUGGUGCAGCCGUUUAAAACCAACCGGCUUAUUGAUUCACCGUUGCAUGCAGCCAGGUUUGUAAGCUUAAUUCCUUUUGAAAGAGAAGAAGCUCCAGGAGGAACAAGAAAUGAAAAAUGGAAUAGUAUGCAUACGUUUCUUGUUAAAGGCUAUGGAGACUGUGAAGAUCAUGCUGUAUUAUUAGCAGGACUUCUUCUUGGGUUCGGAUUAGACGCUUAUGUUUGUAUCGGAUGCAGUGGAGAGGGUCCACAUGCGUGGGUUAUCACAUUAGGUGAUCGAGUCUAACUAACUAACUAAUUAAUUAUAACGUUUAACGUCCACUACGGGUAGACUAUCCCAGGCCCGCCACUCGCCUUUCGCCGCACCGGGCCAAUAGGUUGCUGGGCCAACCCAUCUCGAUCACCAAGAUGCGCCUAGGGCAAAUGUCACCGGCUUCGACGGCUCAUGAGUGAGCUACUUGCUUCUGUACAUGGGUUGCCUUUCCGAAAAUCCAAAAAAUGGAUUUUCUGGUCGGCUCUCGGCAAAAAGGAAAAACAUGCAGCCUGGGACAUAACGCCCAGUUUCACGCUAGGGAGUUGCCCGAUUGGUCCUUAGGACUCGGCUGGGCUUCCCCUUUCCAACUGACAUGCCUUCCUUUCCCCACGAGGAAAAAAAACCAAACCCUGAAAAUAGACUUGGGCUAGGCUCUGAACACAACCAGAAUUGCUUGCCUAGCAUUGCUGUCCCUUUCUGAGCUGGCAAAACCUUGCCGGAUAUAAUUAAAUAUGAGUCGAGGCUGCAUGGCCGGAGGCCAUGCCCAGACGAAGACGCCAUAUUAAUUAUUAGGUGAUCGAGUCACUUUUUGGGAAAGUUUAACAGGGCAACGCUUUUAUAGCGAUGAUCCAAGGAUCCAUAGAUAUUACAGGAAAAUUGGCUGUGCUUUUAACCACAAAUCAUUUUAUGCGAAUAUACAAGUUGAUGAUAUCGUUGCUAACACAAACUGGGACUUACAAAAUGAGUCUCUAUGGAAAGCAAUGGCACCAGAUAUCCUGCAAUCUUUAAUUGGCUCAGCUAAAUAUUUGCCUUUGCUAUCACCAAUUCCUAAUCCUCAGGAAGAAGAAAUAAAAAUUGAAAAUGAACUGAGAGGAAUGAUAGUUGCCUACAGGGAAAGAAUGGAUUUAUUGACACACUGGGACGAAGAUUUAAGCUAUUUGCUGCAGCCUGCACUUGUAAAUUAUGAGAUGGAUAGGAUAGGAUCAGUGACUUUUGGAAAUGAAGAAUUUCAGCAGAGUAUCAAAAGGCAUGUUCCUGAAGGGCAUACGUUCAAAGCCUUUCCAACUCAACUCCAGCAGAGACGAGUUAAUGAUAUAAUGGGGAGCAUCACAAAAGCAAGUGUAGCUCAAGAUAUUUUACAAACGAGGGGAGAUACAGUAAGGUUUGCAUUGAGAAUUAAGCUGGUGGCAUAUCCUGAAGAACGGUGCGCUGUUUGGGUUAUGCUAGCAGUUCGUUACCGUUCUGUUGUUUAA
Molecule: messenger RNA, 2751 nt
Organism: Blepharisma stoltei
Lineage: Eukaryota; Ciliophora; Heterotrichea; Heterotrichida; Blepharismidae
Source: the annotation of a GenBank genome assembly